AUGCAGAGCAAACACCGCUACAAAGAAUCACUAUCAGGAUCUGCUUGUCCGAUAUGGCCUGGAGAUUUUGAGUUACUAUAUAAGUAUGAAACAUAUAAUAACAGCUACAAAGAAUCACUAUCAGGAUCUGCUUGUCCGAUAUGGCCUGGAGAUUUUGAGUUACUAUAUAAGUAUGAAACAUAUAAUAACAGCUACAAAGAAUCACUAUCAGGAUCUGGUUGUCCGAUAUGGCCUGGAGAUUUUGAGUUACUAUAUAAGUAUGAAACAUAUAAUAACAGCUACAAAGAAUCACUAUCAGGAUCUGCUUGUCCGAUAUGGCCUGGAGAUUUUGAGUUACUAUAUAAGUAUGAAACAUAUAAUAACAGCUACAAAGAAUCACUAUCAGGAUCUGCUUGUCCGAUAUGGCCUGGAGAUUUUGAGUUACUAUAUAAGUAUGAAACAUAUAAUAACAGCUACAAAGAAUCACUAUCAGGAUCUGCUUGUCCGAUAUGGCCUGGAGAUUUUGAGUUACUAUAUAAGUAUGAAACAUAUAAUAACAGCUACAAAGAAUCACUAUCAGGAUCUGCUUGUCCGAUAUGGCCUGGAGAUUUUGAGUUACUAUAUAAGUAUGAAACAUAUAAUAACAGCUACAAAGAAUCACUAUCAGGAUCUGCUUGUCCGAUAUGGCCUGGAGAUUUUGAGUUACUAUAUAAGUAUGAAACAUAUAAUAACAGCUACAAAGAAUCACUAUCAGGAUCUGGUUGUCCGAUAUGGCCUGGAGAUUUUGAGUUACUAUAUAAGUAUGAAACAUAUAAUAACAGCUACAAAGAAUCACUAUCAGGAUCUGGUUGUCCGAUAUGGCCUGGAGAUUUUGAGUUACUAUAUAAGUAUGAAACAUAUAAUAACAGCUACAAAGAAUCACUAUCAGGAUCUGCUUGUCCGAUAUGGCCUGGAGAUUUUGAGUUACUAUAUAAGUAUGAAACAUAUAAUAACAGCUACAAAGAAUCACUAUCAGGAUCUGGUUGUCCGAUAUGGCCUGGAGAUUUUGAGUUACUAUAUAAGUAUGAAACAUAUAAUAACAGCUACAAAGAAUCACUAUCAGGAUCUGGUUGUCCGAUAUGGCCUGGAGAUUUUGAGUUACUAUAUAAGUAUGAAACAUAUAAUAACAGCUACAAAGAAUCACUAUCAGGAUCUGGUUGUCCGAUAUGGCCUGGAGAUUUUGAGUUACUAUAUAAGUAUGAAACAUAUAAUAACAGCUACAAAGAAUCACUAUCAGGAUCUGCUUGUCCGAUAUGGCCUGGAGAUUUUGAGUUACUAUAUAAGUAUGAAACAUAUAAUAACAGCUACAAAGAAUCACUAUCAGGAUCUGCUUGUCCGAUAUGGCCUGGAGAUUUUGAGUUACUAUAUAAGUAUGAAACAUAUAAUAACAGCUACAAAGAAUCACUAUCAGGAUCUGCUUGUCCGAUAUGGCCUGGAGAUUUUGAGUUACUAUAUAAGUAUGAAACAUAUAAUAACAGCUACAAAGAAUCACUAUCAGGAUCUGGUUGUCCGAUAUGGCCUGGAGAUUUUGAGUUACUAUAUAAGUAUGAAACAUAUAAUAACAGCUACAAAGAAUCACUAUCAGGAUCUGGUUGUCCGAUAUGGCCUGGAGAUUUUGAGUUACUAUAUAAGUAUGAAACAUAUAAUAACAGCUACAAAGAAUCACUAUCAGGAUCUGGUUGUCCGAUAUGGCCUGGAGAUUUUGAGUUACUAUAUAAGUAUGAAACAUAUAAUAACAGCUACAAAGAAUCACUAUCAGGAUCUGGUUGUCCGAUAUGGCCUGGAGAUUUUGAGUUACUAUAUAAGUAUGAAACAUAUAAUAACAGCUACAAAGAAUCACUAUCAGGAUCUGGUUGUCCGAUAUGGCCUGGAGAUUUUGAGUUACUAUAUAAGUAUGAAACAUAUAAUAACAGCUACAAAGAAUCACUAUCAGGAUCUGGUUGUCCGAUAUGGCCUGGAGAUUUUGAGUUACUAUAUAAGUAUGAAACAUAUAAUAACAGCUACAAAGAAUCACUAUCAGGAUCUGGUUGUCCGAUAUGGCCUGGAGAUUUUGAGUUACUAUAUAAGUAUGAAACAUAUAAUAACAGCUACAAAGAAUCACUAUCAGGAUCUGGUUGUCCGAUAUGGCCUGGAGAUUUUGAGUUACUAUAUAAGUAUGAAACAUAUAAUAACAGCUACAAAGAAUCACUAUCAGGAUCUGAUUGUCCGAUAUGGCCUGGAGAUUUUGAGUUACUAUAUAAGUAUGAAACAUAUAAUAACAGCUACAAAGAAUCACUAUCAGGAUCUGGUUGUCCGAUAUGGCCUGGAGAUUUUGAGUUACUAUAUAAGUAUGAAACAUAUAAUAACAGCUACAAAGAAUCACUAUCAGGAUCUGGUUGUCCGAUAUGGCCUGGAGAUUUUGAGUUACUAUAUAAGUAUGAAACAUAUAAUAACAGCUACAAAGAAUCACUAUCAGGAUCUGGUUGUCCGAUAUGGCCUGGAGAUUUUGAGUUACUAUAUAAGUAUGAAACAUAUAAUAACAGCUACAAAGAAUCACUAUCAGGAUCUGGUUGUCCGAUAUGGCCUGGAGAUUUUGAGUUACUAUAUAAGUAUGAAACAUAUAAUAACAGCUACAAAGAAUCACUAUCAGGAUCUGGUUGUCCGAUAUGGCCUGGAGAUUUUGAGUUACUAUAUAAGUAUGAAACAUAUAAUAACAGCUACAAAGAAUCACUAUCAGGAUCUGGUUGUCCGAUAUGGCCUGGAGAUUUUGAGUUACUAUAUAAGUAUGAAACAUAUAAUAACAGCUACAAAGAAUCACUAUCAGGAUCUGCUUGUCCGAUAUGGCCUGGAGAUUUUGAGUUACUAUAUAAGUAUGAAACAUAUAAUAACAGCUACAAAGAAUCACUAUCAGGAUCUGGUUGUCCGAUAUGGCCUGGAGAUUUUGAGUUACUAUAUAAGUAUGAAACAUAUAAUAACAGCUACAAAGAAUCACUAUCAGGAUCUGGUUGUCCGAUAUGGCCUGGAGAUUUUGAGUUACUAUAUAAGUAUGAAACAUAUAAUAACAGCUUCAAAGAAUCACUAUCAGGAUCUGCUUGUCCGAUAUGGCCUGGAGAUUUUGAGUUACUAUAUAAGUAUGAAACAUAUAAUAACAGCUACAAAGAAUCACUAUCAGGAUCUGGUUGUCCGAUAUGGCCUGGAGAUUUUGAGUUACUAUAUAAGUAUGAAACAUAUAAUAACAGCUACAAAGAAUCACUAUCAGGAUCUGGUUGUCCGAUAUGGCCUGGAGAUUUUGAGUUACUAUAUAAGUAUGAAACAUAUAAUAACAGCUACAAAGAAUCACUAUCAGGAUCUGGUUGUCCGAUAUGGCCUGGAGAUUUUGAGUUACUAUAUAAGUAUGAAACAUAUAAUAACAGCUACAAAGAAUCACUAUCAGGAUCUGGUUGUCCGAUAUGGCCUGGAGAUUUUGAGUUACUAUAUAAGUAUGAAACAUAUAAUAACAGCUACAAAGAAUCACUAUCAGGAUCUGGUUGUCCGAUAUGGCCUGGAGAUUUUGAGUUACUAUAUAAGUAUGAAACAUAUAAUAACAGCUACAAAGAAUCACUAUCAGGAUCUGGUUGUCCGAUAUGGCCUGGAGAUUUUGAGUUACUAUAUAAGUAUGAAACAUAUAAUAACAGCUACAAAGAAUCACUAUCAGGAUCUGGUUGUCCGAUAUGGCCUGGAGAUUUUGAGUUACUAUAUAAGUAUGAAACAUAUAAUAACAGCUACAAAGAAUCACUAUCAGGAUCUGGUUGUCCGAUAUGGCCUGGAGAUUUUGAGUUACUAUAUAAGUAUGAAACAUAUAAUAACAGCUACAAAGAAUCACUAUCAGGAUCUGAUUGUCCGAUAUGGCCUGGAGAUUUUGAGUUACUAUAUAAGUAUGAAACAUAUAAUAACAGCUACAAAGAAUCACUAUCAGGAUCUGGUUGUCCGAUAUGGCCUGGAGAUUUUGAGUUACUAUAUAAGUAUGAAACAUAUAAUAACAGCUACAAAGAAUCACUAUCAGGAUCUGGUUGUCCGAUAUGGCCUGGAGAUUUUGAGUUACUAUAUAAGUAUGAAACAUAUAAUAACAGCUACAAAGAAUCACUAUCAGGAUCUGGUUGUCCGAUAUGGCCUGGAGAUUUUGAGUUACUAUAUAAGUAUGAAACAUAUAAUAACAGCUACAAAGAAUCACUAUCAGGAUCUGCUUGUCCGAUAUGGCCUGGAGAUUUUGAGUUACUAUAUAAGUAUGAAACAUAUAAUAACAGCUACAAAGAAUCACUAUCAGGAUCUGGUUGUCCGAUAUGGCCUGGAGAUUUUGAGUUACUAUAUAAGUAUGAAACAUAUAAUAACAGCUACAAAGAAUCACUAUCAGGAUCUGGUUGUCCGAUAUGGCCUGGAGAUUUUGAGUUACUAUAUAAGUAUGAAACAUAUAAUAACAGCUACAAAGAAUCACUAUCAGGAUCUGCUUGUCCGAUAUGGCCUGGAGAUUUUGAGUUACUAUAUAAGUAUGAAACAUAUAAUAACAGCUACAAAGAAUCACUAUCAGGAUCUGGUUGUCCGAUAUGGCCUGGAGAUUUUGAGUUACUAUAUAAGUAUGAAACAUAUAAUAACAGCUACAAAGAAUCACUAUCAGGAUCUGGUUGUCCGAUAUGGCCUGGAGAUUUUGAGUUACUAUAUAAGUAUGAAACAUAUAAUAACAGCUACAAAGAAUCACUAUCAGGAUCUGCUUGUCCGAUAUGGCCUGGAGAUUUUGAGUUACUAUAUAAGUAUGAAACAUAUAAUAACAGCAACAAAGAAUCACUAUCAGGAUCUGGUUGUCCGAUAUGGCCUGGAGAUUUUGAGUUACUAUAUAAGUAUGAAACAUAUAAUAACAGCUACAAAGAAUCACUAUCAGGAUCUGCUUGUCCGAUAUGGCCUGGAGAUUUUGAGUUACUAUAUAAGUAUGAAACAUAUAAUAACAGCUACAAAGAAUCACUAUCAGGAUCUGGUUGUCCGAUAUGGCCUGGAGAUUUUGAGUUACUAUAUAAGUAUGAAACAUAUAAUAACAGCUACAAAGAAUCACUAUCAGGAUCUGGUUGUCCGAUAUGGCCUGGAGAUUUUGAGUUACUAUAUAAGUAUGAAACAUAUAAUAACAGCUACAAAGAAUCACUAUCAGGAUCUGGUUGUCCGAUAUGGCCUGGAGAUUUUGAGUUACUAUAUAAGUAUGAAACAUAUAAUAACAGCUACAAAGAAUCACUAUCAGGAUCUGGUUGUCCGAUAUGGCCUGGAGAUUUUGAGUUACUAUAUAAGUAUGAAACAUAUAAUAACAGCUACAAAGAAUCACUAUCAGGAUCUGGUUGUCCGAUAUGGCCUGGAGAUUUUGAGUUACUAUAUAAGUAUGAAACAUAUAAUAACAGCUACAAAGAAUCACUAUCAGGAUCUGGUUGUCCGAUAUGGCCUGGAGAUUUUGAGUUACUAUAUAAGUAUGAAACAUAUAAUAACAGCUACAAAGAAUCACUAUCAGGAUCUGGUUGUCCGAUAUGGCCUGGAGAUUUUGAGUUACUAUAUAAGUAUGAAACAUAUAAUAACAGCUACAAAGAAUCACUAUCAGGAUCUGCUUGUCCGAUAUGGCCUGGAGAUUUUGAGUUACUAUAUAAGUAUGAAACAUAUAAUAACAGCUACAAAGAAUCACUAUCAGGAUCUGCUUGUCCGAUAUGGCCUGGAGAUUUUGAGUUACUAUAUAAGUAUGAAACAUAUAAUAACAGCUACAAAGAAUCACUAUCAGGAUCUGGUUGUCCGAUAUGGCCUGGAGAUUUUGAGUUACUAUAUAAGUAUGAAACAUAUAAUAACAGCUACAAAGAAUCACUAUCAGGAUCUGCUUGUCCGAUAUGGCCUGGAGAUUUUGAGUUACUAUAUAAGUAUGAAACAUAUAAUAACAGCUACAAAGAAUCACUAUCAGGAUCUGCUUGUCCGAUAUGGCCUGGAGAUUUUGAGUUACUAUAUAAGUAUGAAACAUAUAAUAACAGCUACAAAGAAUCACUAUCAGGAUCUGGUUGUCCGAUAUGGCCUGGAGAUUUUGAGUUACUAUAUAAGUAUGAAACAUAUAAUAACAGCUACAAAGAAUCACUAUCAGGAUCUGCUUGUCCGAUAUGGCCUGGAGAUUUUGAGUUACUAUAUAAGUAUGAAACAUAUAAUAACAGCUACAAAGAAUCACUAUCAGGAUCUGCUUGUCCGAUAUGGCCUGGAGAUUUUGAGUUACUAUAUAAGUAUGAAACAUAUAAUAACAGCUACAAAGAAUCACUAUCAGGAUCUGCUUGUCCGAUAUGGCCUGGAGAUUUUGAGUUACUAUAUAAGUAUGAAACAUAUAAUAACAGCUACAAAGAAUCACUAUCAGGAUCUGCUUGUCCGAUAUGGCCUGGAGAUUUUGAGUUACUAUAUAAGUAUGAAACAUAUAAUAACAGCUACAAAGAAUCACUAUCAGGAUCUGGUUGUCCGAUAUGGCCUGGAGAUUUUGAGUUACUAUAUAAGUAUGAAACAUAUAAUAACAGCUACAAAGAAUCACUAUCAGGAUCUGGUUGUCCGAUAUGGCCUGGAGAUUUUGAGUUACUAUAUAAGUAUGAAACAUAUAAUAACAGCUACAAAGAAUCACUAUCAGGAUCUGGUUGUCCGAUAUGGCCUGGAGAUUUUGAGUUACUAUAUAAGUAUGAAACAUAUAAUAACAGCUACAAAGAAUCACUAUCAGGAUCUGGUUGUCCGAUAUGGCCUGGAGAUUUUGAGUUACUAUAUAAGUAUGAAACAUAUAAUAACAGCUACAAAGAAUCACUAUCAGGAUCUGGUUGUCCGAUAUGGCCUGGAGAUUUUGAGUUACUAUAUAAGUAUGAAACAUAUAAUAACAGCUACAAAGAAUCACUAUCAGGAUCUGAUUGUCCGAUAUGGCCUGGAGAUUUUGAGUUACUAUAUAAGUAUGAAACAUAUAAUAACAGCUACAAAGAAUCACUAUCAGGAUCUGGUUGUCCGAUAUGGCCUGGAGAUUUUGAGUUACUAUAUAAGUAUGAAACAUAUAAUAACAGCUACAAAGAAUCACUAUCAGGAUCUGGUUGUCCGAUAUGGCCUGGAGAUUUUGAGUUACUAUAUAAGUAUGAAACAUAUAAUAACAGCUACAAAGAAUCACUAUCAGGAUCUGCUUGUCCGAUAUGGCCUGGAGAUUUUGAGUUACUAUAUAAGUAUGAAACAUAUAAUAACAGCUACAAAGAAUCACUAUCAGGAUCUGGUUGUCCGAUAUGGCCUGGAGAUUUUGAGUUACUAUAUAAGUAUGAAACAUAUAAUAACAGCUACAAAGAAUCACUAUCAGGAUCUGGUUGUCCGAUAUGGCCUGGAGAUUUUGAGUUACUAUAUAAGUAUGAAACAUAUAAUAACAGCUACAAAGAAUCACUAUCAGGAUCUGGUUGUCCGAUAUGGCCUGGAGAUUUUGAGUUACUAUAUAAGUAUGAAACAUAUAAUAACAGCUACAAAGAAUCACUAUCAGGAUCUGGUUGUCCGAUAUGGCCUGGAGAUUUUGAGUUACUAUAUAAGUAUGAAACAUAUAAUAACAGCUACAAAGAAUCACUAUCAGGAUCUGGUUGUCCGAUAUGGCCUGGAGAUUUUGAGUUACUAUAUAAGUAUGAAACAUAUAAUAACAGCUACAAAGAAUCACUAUCAGGAUCUGGUUGUCCGAUAUGGCCUGGAGAUUUUGAGUUACUAUAUAAGUAUGAAACAUAUAAUAACAGCUACAAAGAAUCACUAUCAGGAUCUGAUUGUCCGAUAUGGCCUGGAGAUUUUGAGUUACUAUAUAAGUAUGAAACAUAUAAUAACAGCUACAAAGAAUCACUAUCAGGAUCUGGUUGUCCGAUAUGGCCUGGAGAUUUUGAGUUACUAUAUAAGUAUGAAACAUAUAAUAACAGCUACAAAGAAUCACUAUCAGGAUCUGGUUGUCCGAUAUGGCCUGGAGAUUUUGAGUUACUAUAUAAGUAUGAAACAUAUAAUAACAGCUACAAAGAAUCACUAUCAGGAUCUGCUUGUCCGAUAUGGCCUGGAGAUUUUGAGUUACUAUAUAAGUAUGAAACAUAUAAUAACAGCUACAAAGAAUCACUAUCAGGAUCUGGUUGUCCGAUAUGGCCUGGAGAUUUUGAGUUACUAUAUAAGUAUGAAACAUAUAAUAACAGCUACAAAGAAUCACUAUCAGGAUCUGGUUGUCCGAUAUGGCCUGGAGAUUUUGAGUUACUAUAUAAGUAUGAAACAUAUAAUAACAGCUACAAAGAAUCACUAUCAGGAUCUGGUUGUCCGAUAUGGCCUGGAGAUUUUGAGUUACUAUAUAAGUAUGAAACAUAUAAUAACAGCUACAAAGAAUCACUAUCAGGAUCUGCUUGUCCGAUAUGGCCUGGAGAUUUUGAGUUACUAUAUAAGUAUGAAACAUAUAAUAACAGCUACAAAGAAUCACUAUCAGGAUCUGGUUGUCCGAUAUGGCCUGGAGAUUUUGAGUUACUAUAUAAGUAUGAAACAUAUAAUAACAGCUACAAAGAAUCACUAUCAGGAUCUGGUUGUCCGAUAUGGCCUGGAGAUUUUGAGUUACUAUAUAAGUAUGAAACAUAUAAUAACAGCUACAAAGAAUCACUAUCAGGAUCUGGUUGUCCGAUAUGGCCUGGAGAUUUUGAGUUACUAUAUAAGUAUGAAACAUAUAAUAACAGCUACAAAGAAUCACUAUCAGGAUCUGGUUGUCCGAUAUGGCCUGGAGAUUUUGAGUUACUAUAUAAGUAUGAAACAUAUAAUAACAGCUACAAAGAAUCACUAUCAGGAUCUGGUUGUCCGAUAUGGCCUGGAGAUUUUGAGUUACUAUAUAAGUAUGAAACAUAUAAUAACAGCUACAAAGAAUCACUAUCAGGAUCUGGUUGUCCGAUAUGGCCUGGAGAUUUUGAGUUACUAUAUAAGUAUGAAACAUAUAAUAACAGCUACAAAGAAUCACUAUCAGGAUCUGCUUGUCCGAUAUGGCCUGGAGAUUUUGAGUUACUAUAUAAGUAUGAAACAUAUAAUAACAGCUACAAAGAAUCACUAUCAGGAUCUGGUUGUCCGAUAUGGCCUGGAGAUUUUGAGUUACUAUAUAAGUAUGAAACAUAUAAUAACAGCUACAAAGAAUCACUAUCAGGAUCUGGUUGUCCGAUAUGGCCUGGAGAUUUUGAGUUACUAUAUAAGUAUGAAACAUAUAAUAACAGCUACAAAGAAUCACUAUCAGGAUCUGGUUGUCCGAUAUGGCCUGGAGAUUUUGAGUUACUAUAUAAGUAUGAAACAUAUAAUAACAGCUACAAAGAAUCACUAUCAGGAUCUGCUUGUCCGAUAUGGCCUGGAGAUUUUGAGUUACUAUAUAAGUAUGAAACAUAUAAUAACAGCUACAAAGAAUCACUAUCAGGAUCUGGUUGUCCGAUAUGGCCUGGAGAUUUUGAGUUACUAUAUAAGUAUGAAACAUAUAAUAACAGCUACAAAGAAUCACUAUCAGGAUCUGGUUGUCCGAUAUGGCCUGGAGAUUUUGAGUUACUAUAUAAGUAUGAAACAUAUAAUAACAGCUACAAAGAAUCACUAUCAGGAUCUGGUUGUCCGAUAUGGCCUGGAGAUUUUGAGUUACUAUAUAAGUAUGAAACAUAUAAUAACAGCUACAAAGAAUCACUAUCAGGAUCUGCUUGUCCGAUAUGGCCUGGAGAUUUUGAGUUACUAUAUAAGUAUGAAACAUAUAAUAACAGCUACAAAGAAUCACUAUCAGGAUCUGGUUGUCCGAUAUGGCCUGGAGAUUUUGAGUUACUAUAUAAGUAUGAAACAUAUAAUAACAGCUACAAAGAAUCACUAUCAGGAUCUGGUUGUCCGAUAUGGCCUGGAGAUUUUGAGUUACUAUAUAAGUAUGAAACAUAUAAUAACAGCUACAAAGAAUCACUAUCAGGAUCUGGUUGUCCGAUAUGGCCUGGAGAUUUUGAGUUACUAUAUAAGUAUGAAACAUAUAAUAACAGCUACAAAGAAUCACUAUCAGGAUCUGCUUGUCCGAUAUGGCCUGGAGAUUUUGAGUUACUAUAUAAGUAUGAAACAUAUAAUAACAGCUACAAAGAAUCACUAUCAGGAUCUGCUUGUCCGAUAUGGCCUGGAGAUUUUGAGUUACUAUAUAAGUAUGAAACAUAUAAUAACAGCUACAAAGAAUCACUAUCAGGAUCUGGUUGUCCGAUAUGGCCUGGAGAUUUUGAGUUACUAUAUAAGUAUGAAACAUAUAAUAACAGCUACAAAGAAUCACUAUCAGGAUCUGGUUGUCCGAUAUGGCCUGGAGAUUUUGAGUUACUAUAUAAGUAUGAAACAUAUAAUAACAGCUACAAAGAAUCACUAUCAGGAUCUGGUUGUCCGAUAUGGCCUGGAGAUUUUGAGUUACUAUAUAAGUAUGAAACAUAUAAUAACAGCUACAAAGAAUCACUAUCAGGAUCUGGUUGUCCGAUAUGGCCUGGAGAUUUUGAGUUACUAUAUAAGUAUGAAACAUAUAAUAACAGCUACAAAGAAUCACUAUCAGGAUCUGCUUGUCCGAUAUGGCCUGGAGAUUUUGAGUUACUAUAUAAGUAUGAAACAUAUAAUAACAGCUACAAAGAAUCACUAUCAGGAUCUGGUUGUCCGAUAUGGCCUGGAGAUUUUGAGUUACUAUAUAAGUAUGAAACAUAUAAUAACAGCUACAAAGAAUCACUAUCAGGAUCUGGUUGUCCGAUAUGGCCUGGAGAUUUUGAGUUACUAUAUAAGUAUGAAACAUAUAAUAACAGCUACAAAGAAUCACUAUCAGGAUCUGGUUGUCCGAUAUGGCCUGGAGAUUUUGAGUUACUAUAUAAGUAUGAAACAUAUAAUAACAGCUACAAAGAAUCACUAUCAGGAUCUGCUUGUCCGAUAUGGCCUGGAGAUUUUGAGUUACUAUAUAAGUAUGAAACAUAUAAUAACAGCUACAAAGAAUCACUAUCAGGAUCUGGUUGUCCGAUAUGGCCUGGAGAUUUUGAGUUACUAUAUAAGUAUGAAACAUAUAAUAACAGCUACAAAGAAUCACUAUCAGGAUCUGGUUGUCCGAUAUGGCCUGGAGAUUUUGAGUUACUAUAUAAGUAUGAAACAUAUAAUAACAGCUACAAAGAAUCACUAUCAGGAUCUGGUUGUCCGAUAUGGCCUGGAGAUUUUGAGUUACUAUAUAAGUAUGAAACAUAUAAUAACAGCUACAAAGAAUCACUAUCAGGAUCUGGUUGUCCGAUAUGGCCUGGAGAUUUUGAGUUACUAUAUAAGUAUGAAACAUAUAAUAACAGCUACAAAGAAUCACUAUCAGGAUCUGGUUGUCCGAUAUGGCCUGGAGAUUUUGAGUUACUAUAUAAGUAUGAAACAUAUAAUAACAGCUACAAAGAAUCACUAUCAGGAUCUGGUUGUCCGAUAUGGCCUGGAGAUUUUGAGUUACUAUAUAAGUAUGAAACAUAUAAUAACAGCUACAAAGAAUCACUAUCAGGAUCUGGUUGUCCGAUAUGGCCUGGAGAUUUUGAGUUACUAUAUAAGUAUGAAACAUAUAAUAACAGCUACAAAGAAUCACUAUCAGGAUCUGGUUGUCCGAUAUGGCCUGGAGAUUUUGAGUUACUAUAUAAGUAUGAAACAUAUAAUAACAGCUACAAAGAAUCACUAUCAGGAUCUGCUUGUCCGAUAUGGCCUGGAGAUUUUGAGUUACUAUAUAAGUAUGAAACAUAUAAUAACAGCUACAAAGAAUCACUAUCAGGAUCUGGUUGUCCGAUAUGGCCUGGAGAUUUUGAGUUACUAUAUAAGUAUGAAACAUAUAAUAACAGCUACAAAGAAUCACUAUCAGGAUCUGGUUGUCCGAUAUGGCCUGGAGAUUUUGAGUUACUAUAUAAGUAUGAAACAUAUAAUAACAGCUACAAAGAAUCACUAUCAGGAUCUGGUUGUCCGAUAUGGCCUGGAGAUUUUGAGUUACUAUAUAAGUAUGAAACAUAUAAUAACAGCUACAAAGAAUCACUAUCAGGAUCUGCUUGUCCGAUAUGGCCUGGAGAUUUUGAGUUACUAUAUAAGUAUGAAACAUAUAAUAACAGCUACAAAGAAUCACUAUCAGGAUCUGGUUGUCCGAUAUGGCCUGGAGAUUUUGAGUUACUAUAUAAGUAUGAAACAUAUAAUAACAGCUACAAAGAAUCACUAUCAGGAUCUGGUUGUCCGAUAUGGCCUGGAGAUUUUGAGUUACUAUAUAAGUAUGAAACAUAUAAUAACAGCUACAAAGAAUCACUAUCAGGAUCUGGUUGUCCGAUAUGGCCUGGAGAUUUUGAGUUACUAUAUAAGUAUGAAACAUAUAAUAACAGCUACAAAGAAUCACUAUCAGGAUCUGGUUGUCCGAUAUGGCCUGGAGAUUUUGAGUUACUAUAUAAGUAUGAAACAUAUAAUAACAGCUACAAAGAAUCACUAUCAGGAUCUGGUUGUCCGAUAUGGCCUGGAGAUUUUGAGUUACUAUAUAAGUAUGAAACAUAUAAUAACAGCUACAAAGAAUCACUAUCAGGAUCUGGUUGUCCGAUAUGGCCUGGAGAUUUUGAGUUACUAUAUAAGUAUGAAACAUAUAAUAACAGCUACAAAGAAUCACUAUCAGGAUCUGAUUGUCCGAUAUGGCCUGGAGAUUUUGAGUUACUAUAUAAGUAUGAAACAUAUAAUAACAGCUACAAAGAAUCACUAUCAGGAUCUGGUUGUCCGAUAUGGCCUGGAGAUUUUGAGUUACUAUAUAAGUAUGAAACAUAUAAUAACAGCUACAAAGAAUCACUAUCAGGAUCUGGUUGUCCGAUAUGGCCUGGAGAUUUUGAGUUACUAUAUAAGUAUGAAACAUAUAAUAACAGCUACAAAGAAUCACUAUCAGGAUCUGCUUGUCCGAUAUGGCCUGGAGAUUUUGAGUUACUAUAUAAGUAUGAAACAUAUAAUAACAGCUACAAAGAAUCACUAUCAGGAUCUGGUUGUCCGAUAUGGCCUGGAGAUUUUGAGUUACUAUAUAAGUAUGAAACAUAUAAUAACAGCUACAAAGAAUCACUAUCAGGAUCUGGUUGUCCGAUAUGGCCUGGAGAUUUUGAGUUACUAUAUAAGUAUGAAACAUAUAAUAACAGCUACAAAGAAUCACUAUCAGGAUCUGGUUGUCCGAUAUGGCCUGGAGAUUUUGAGUUACUAUAUAAGUAUGAAACAUAUAAUAACAGCUACAAAGAAUCACUAUCAGGAUCUGCUUGUCCGAUAUGGCCUGGAGAUUUUGAGUUACUAUAUAAGUAUGAAACAUAUAAUAACAGCUACAAAGAAUCACUAUCAGGAUCUGGUUGUCCGAUAUGGCCUGGAGAUUUUGAGUUACUAUAUAAGUAUGAAACAUAUAAUAACAGCUACAAAGAAUCACUAUCAGGAUCUGGUUGUCCGAUAUGGCCUGGAGAUUUUGAGUUACUAUAUAAGUAUGAAACAUAUAAUAACAGCUACAAAGAAUCACUAUCAGGAUCUGGUUGUCCGAUAUGGCCUGGAGAUUUUGAGUUACUAUAUAAGUAUGAAACAUAUAAUAACAGCUACAAAGAAUCACUAUCAGGAUCUGGUUGUCCGAUAUGGCCUGGAGAUUUUGAGUUACUAUAUAAGUAUGAAACAUAUAAUAACAGCUACAAAGAAUCACUAUCAGGAUCUGGUUGUCCGAUAUGGCCUGGAGAUUUUGAGUUACUAUAUAAGUAUGAAACAUAUAAUAACAGCUACAAAGAAUCACUAUCAGGAUCUGGUUGUCCGAUAUGGCCUGGAGAUUUUGAGUUACUAUAUAAGUAUGAAACAUAUAAUAACAGCUACAAAGAAUCACUAUCAGGAUCUGCUUGUCCGAUAUGGCCUGGAGAUUUUGAGUUACUAUAUAAGUAUGAAACAUAUAAUAACAGCUACAAAGAAUCACUAUCAGGAUCUGGUUGUCCGAUAUGGCCUGGAGAUUUUGAGUUACUAUAUAAGUAUGAAACAUAUAAUAACAGCUACAAAGAAUCACUAUCAGGAUCUGGUUGUCCGAUAUGGCCUGGAGAUUUUGAGUUACUAUAUAAGUAUGAAACAUAUAAUAACAGCUACAAAGAAUCACUAUCAGGAUCUGGUUGUCCGAUAUGGCCUGGAGAUUUUGAGUUACUAUAUAAGUAUGAAACAUAUAAUAACAGCUACAAAGAAUCACUAUCAGGAUCUGCUUGUCCGAUAUGGCCUGGAGAUUUUGAGUUACUAUAUAAGUAUGAAACAUAUAAUAACAGCUACAAAGAAUCACUAUCAGGAUCUGGUUGUCCGAUAUGGCCUGGAGAUUUUGAGUUACUAUAUAAGUAUGAAACAUAUAAUAACAGCUACAAAGAAUCACUAUCAGGAUCUGGUUGUCCGAUAUGGCCUGGAGAUUUUGAGUUACUAUAUAAGUAUGAAACAUAUAAUAACAGCUACAAAGAAUCACUAUCAGGAUCUGGUUGUCCGAUAUGGCCUGGAGAUUUUGAGUUACUAUAUAAGUAUGAAACAUAUAAUAACAGCUACAAAGAAUCACUAUCAGGAUCUGGUUGUCCGAUAUGGCCUGGAGAUUUUGAGUUACUAUAUAACUACAAAGAAUCACUAUCAGGAUCUGGUUGUCCGAUAUGGCCUGGAGAUUUUGAGUUACUAUAUAAGUAUGAAACAUAUAAUAACAGCUACAAAGAAUCACUAUCAGGAUCUGGUUGUCCGAUAUGGCCUGGAGAUUUUGAGUUACUAUAUAAGUAUGAAACAUAUAAUAACAGCUACAAAGAAUCACUAUCAGGAUCUGCUUGUCCGAUAUGGCCUGGAGAUUUUGAGUUACUAUAUAAGUAUGAAACAUAUAAUAACAGCUACAAAGAAUCACUAUCAGGAUCUGGUUGUCCGAUAUGGCCUGGAGAUUUUGAGUUACUAUAUAAGUAUGAAACAUAUAAUAACAGCUACAAAGAAUCACUAUCAGGAUCUGCUUGUCCGAUAUGGCCUGGAGAUUUUGAGUUACUAUAUAAGUAUGAAACAUAUAAUAACAGCUACAAAGAAUCACUAUCAGGAUCUGGUUGUCCGAUAUGGCCUGGAGAUUUUGAGUUACUAUAUAAGUAUGAAACAUAUAAUAACAGCUACAAAGAAUCACUAUCAGGAUCUGGUUGUCCGAUAUGGCCUGGAGAUUUUGAGUUACUAUAUAAGUAUGAAACAUAUAAUAACAGCUACAAAGAAUCACUAUCAGGAUCUGGUUGUCCGAUAUGGCCUGGAGAUUUUGAGUUACUAUAUAAGUAUGAAACAUAUAAUAACAGCUACAAAGAAUCACUAUCAGGAUCUGGUUGUCCGAUAUGGCCUGGAGAUUUUGAGUUACUAUAUAAGUAUGAAACAUAUAAUAACAGCUACAAAGAAUCACUAUCAGGAUCUGCUUGUCCGAUAUGGCCUGGAGAUUUUGAGUUACUAUAUAAGUAUGAAACAUAUAAUAACAGCUACAAAGAAUCACUAUCAGGAUCUGGUUGUCCGAUAUGGCCUGGAGAUUUUGAGUUACUAUAUAAGUAUGAAACAUAUAAUAACAGCUACAAAGAAUCACUAUCAGGAUCUGGUUGUCCGAUAUGGCCUGGAGAUUUUGAGUUACUAUAUAAGUAUGAAACAUAUAAUAACAGCUACAAAGAAUCACUAUCAGGAUCUGGUUGUCCGAUAUGGCCUGGAGAUUUUGAGUUACUAUAUAAGUAUGAAACAUAUAAUAACAGCUACAAAGAAUCACUAUCAGGAUCUGCUUGUCCGAUAUGGCCUGGAGAUUUUGAGUUACUAUAUAAGUAUGAAACAUAUAAUAACAGCUACAAAGAAUCACUAUCAGGAUCUGGUUGUCCGAUAUGGCCUGGAGAUUUUGAGUUACUAUAUAAGUAUGAAACAUAUAAUAACAGCUACAAAGAAUCACUAUCAGGAUCUGGUUGUCCGAUAUGGCCUGGAGAUUUUGAGUUACUAUAUAAGUAUGAAACAUAUAAUAACAGCUACAAAGAAUCACUAUCAGGAUCUGGUUGUCCGAUAUGGCCUGGAGAUUUUGAGUUACUAUAUAAGUAUGAAACAUAUAAUAACAGCUACAAAGAAUCACUAUCAGGAUCUGGUUGUCCGAUAUGGCCUGGAGAUUUUGAGUUACUAUAUAAGUAUGAAACAUAUAAUAACAGCUACAAAGAAUCACUAUCAGGAUCUGGUUGUCCGAUAUGGCCUGGAGAUUUUGAUUUACUAUAUAAGUAUGAAACAUAUAAUAACAGCUACAAAGAAUCACUAUCAGGAUCUGGUUGUCCGAUAUGGCCUGGAGAUUUUGAGUUACUAUAUAAGUAUGAAACAUAUAAUAACAGCUACAAAGAAUCACUAUCAGGAUCUGGUUGUCCGAUAUGGCCUGGAGAUUUUGAGUUACUAUAUAAGUAUGAAACAUAUAAUAACAGCUACAAAGAAUCACUAUCAGGAUCUGGUUGUCCGAUAUGGCCUGGAGAUUUUGAGUUACUAUAUAAGUAUGAAACAUAUAAUAACAGCUACAAAGAAUCACUAUCAGGAUCUGCUUGUCCGAUAUGGCCUGGAGAUUUUGAGUUACUAUAUAAGUAUGAAACAUAUAAUAACAGCUACAAAGAAUCACUAUCAGGAUCUGGUUGUCCGAUAUGGCCUGGAGAUUUUGAGUUACUAUAUAAGUAUGAAACAUAUAAUAACAGCUACAAAGAAUCACUAUCAGGAUCUGGUUGUCCGAUAUGGCCUGGAGAAUUUGAGUUACUAUAUAAGUAUGAAACAUAUAAUAACAGCUACAAAGAAUCACUAUCAGGAUCUGGUUGUCCGAUAUGGCCUGGAGAUUUUGAGUUACUAUAUAAGUAUGAAACAUAUAAUAACAGCUACAAAGAAUCACUAUCAGGAUCUGGUUGUCCGAUAUGGCCUGGAGAUUUUGAGUUACUAUAUAAGUAUGAAACAUAUAAUAACAGCUACAAAGAAUCACUAUCAGGAUCUGGUUGUCCGAUAUGGCCUGGAGAUUUUGAGUUACUAUAUAAGUAUGAAACAUAUAAUAACAGCUACAAAGAAUCACUAUCAGGAUCUGGUUGUCCGAUAUGGCCUGGAGAUUUUGAGUUACUAUAUAAGUAUGAAACAUAUAAUAACAGCUACAAAGAAUCACUAUCAGGAUCUGCUUGUCCGAUAUGGCCUGGAGAUUUUGAGUUACUAUAUAAGUAUGAAACAUAUAAUAACAGCUACAAAGAAUCACUAUCAGGAUCUGCUUGUCCGAUAUGGCCUGGAGAUUUUGAGUUACUAUAUAAGUAUGAAACAUAUAAUAACAGCUACAAAGAAUCACUAUCAGGAUCUGGUUGUCCGAUAUGGCCUGGAGAUUUUGAGUUACUAUAUAAGUAUGAAACAUAUAAUAACAGCUACAAAGAAUCACUAUCAGGAUCUGCUUGUCCGAUAUGGCCUGGAGAUUUUGAGUUACUAUAUAAGUAUGAAACAUAUAAUAACAGCUACAAAGAAUCACUAUCAGGAUCUGCUUGUCCGAUAUGGCCUGGAGAUUUUGAGUUACUAUAUAAGUAUGAAACAUAUAAUAACAGCUACAAAGAAUCACUAUCAGGAUCUGGUUGUCCGAUAUGGCCUGGAGAUUUUGAGUUACUAUAUAAGUAUGAAACAUAUAAUAACAGCUACAAAGAAUCACUAUCAGGAUCUGCUUGUCCGAUAUGGCCUGGAGAUUUUGAGUUACUAUAUAAGUAUGAAACAUAUAAUAACAGCUACAAAGAAUCACUAUCAGGAUCUGCUUGUCCGAUAUGGCCUGGAGAUUUUGAGUUACUAUAUAAGUAUGAAACAUAUAAUAACAGCUAUAAAGAAUCACUAUCAGGAUCUGGUUGUCCGAUAUGGCCUGGAGAUUUUGAGUUACUAUAUAAGUAUGAAACAUAUAAUAACAGCUACAAAGAAUCACUAUCAGGAUCUGCUUGUCCGAUAUGGCCUGGAGAUUUUGAGUUACUAUAUAAGUAUGAAACAUAUAAUAACAGCUACAAAGAAUCACUAUCAGGAUCUGCUUGUCCGAUAUGGCCUGGAGAUUUUGAGUUACUAUAUAAGUAUGAAACAUAUAAUAACAGCUACAAAGAAUCACUAUCAGGAUCUGGUUGUCCGAUAUGGCCUGGAGAUUUUGAGUUACUAUAUAAGUAUGAAACAUAUAAUAACAGCUACAAAGAAUCACUAUCAGGAUCUGGUUGUCCGAUAUGGCCUGGAGAUUUUGAGUUACUAUAUAAGUAUGAAACAUAUAAUAACAGCUACAAAGAAUCACUAUCAGGAUCUGGUUGUCCGAUAUGGCCUGGAGAUUUUGAGUUACUAUAUAAGUAUGAAACAUAUAAUAACAGCUACAAAGAAUCACUAUCAGGAUCUGGUUGUCCGAUAUGGCCUGGAGAUUUUGAGUUACUAUAUAAGUAUGAAACAUAUAAUAACAGCUACAAAGAAUCACUAUCAGGAUCUGGCUGUCCGAUAUGGCCUGGAGAUUUUGAGUUACUAUAUAAGUAUGAAACAUAUAAUAACAGCUACAAAGAAUCACUAUCAGGAUCUGGUUGUCCGAUAUGGCCUGGAGAUUUUGAGUUACUAUAUAAGUAUGAAACAUAUAAUAACAGCUACAAAGAAUCACUAUCAGGAUCUGGUUGUCCGAUAUGGCCUGGAGAUUUUGAGUUACUAUAUAAGUAUGAAACAUAUAAUAACAGCUACAAAGAAUCACUAUCAGGAUCUGGUUGUCCGAUAUGGCCUGGAGAUUUUGAGUUACUAUAUAAGUAUGAAACAUAUAAUAAUAUUAAUUUAAAGUUUUCCAUUUGA
Molecule: messenger RNA, 18810 nt
Organism: Danaus chrysippus (African queen)
Lineage: Eukaryota; Metazoa; Arthropoda; Insecta; Lepidoptera; Nymphalidae
Source: the annotation of a GenBank genome assembly